This is a messenger RNA of Meriones unguiculatus (Mongolian gerbil), 2460 nucleotides long. RefSeq names its product transcription elongation factor A1 (gene Tcea1). Gene Ontology annotation, molecular function: zinc ion binding; nucleic acid binding. The record is from RefSeq and is a predicted model, not a curated record. NCBI's taxonomy places the organism in Eukaryota, Metazoa, Chordata, Mammalia, Rodentia, Muridae. Gene Ontology annotation, biological process: positive regulation of transcription by RNA polymerase II; DNA-templated transcription; transcription elongation by RNA polymerase II. Bases 145 to 1050 code for a protein of 301 amino acids. The transcript has 10 exons. Gene Ontology annotation, cellular component: nucleus.
GGGGCGGAGCUUUUCGCCUCCGCCGUCGCCGGCCGGGUCUGUGAGGAAGGCCUAGGCGGUCGGCUUCCCGCCUUGUCGAGGCGCUGCGCAGCUUCUCUCGCUUCCUGUCCGCUGCGGCCGGGCGAGCGGAGGCUUUCCGGAGCCAUGGAGGACGAGGUGGUUCGCAUCGCCAAGAAGAUGGACAAGAUGGUGCAGAAGAAGAAUGCGGCUGGUGCACUGGAUUUGCUGAAAGAGCUUAAGAAUAUUCCCAUGACCCUGGAAUUAUUACAGUCCACAAGAAUUGGAAUGUCUGUCAAUGCUAUUCGCAAGCAGAGUACAGAUGAAGAAGUCACAUCUUUAGCCAAAUCUCUCAUCAAGUCCUGGAAAAAAUUAUUAGACGGACCAUCAACUGAUAAAGACUCUGAAGAAAAGAAAAAAGAGCCUGCAAUUUCAUCACAGAAUAGUCCUGAAGCAAGAGAAGAAAGUAGUUCCAGCGGCAAUGUAAGCAGCAGAAAGGAUGAGACAAAUGCUCGAGAUACUUAUGUUUCAUCUUUUCCCCGGGCACCAAGCACUUCUGAUUCUGUGCGGUUAAAGUGUAGGGAGAUGCUUGCUGCAGCUCUCCGGACAGGAGAUGACUACGUUGCUAUUGGAGCUGAUGAGGAGGAACUGGGAUCCCAGAUUGAGGAAGCUAUAUAUCAAGAAAUAAGAAAUACAGACAUGAAAUAUAAAAACAGAGUACGAAGUAGAAUAUCAAAUCUUAAAGAUGCAAAGAAUCCAAAUUUAAGGAAAAAUGUGCUGUGUGGGAAUAUUCCUCCUGACCUGUUUGCUAGAAUGACAGCAGAGGAAAUGGCUAGUGAUGAGCUCAAAGAGAUGAGGAAAAACCUGACCAAAGAAGCCAUUAGGGAGCAUCAGAUGGCCAAGACAGGUGGGACCCAGACUGACUUGUUCACGUGUGGCAAAUGUAAAAAGAAGAACUGCACUUACACACAGGUGCAAACUCGUAGUGCUGAUGAACCAAUGACAACAUUUGUUGUAUGUAAUGAAUGUGGAAAUCGGUGGAAGUUCUGUUGAGUUGGAAGAAUCGGCAAAGUAUCUGGACCAGUAAAAGAAAAAUGGAUUUUGUAAUUAGCUUUAAAAUUAGACCAGGCAACUCUUUCCCUGCAAGUGAGAUUUGUAAACAAUACACAUCCCAUGGGUUUGUCUUUGUUUUUCACCUAACAUUCUUUCCUAAAUGCCUUCUGUGGUCUCAGAUCAGCUAGGAGACCAUAGAAUAAUUAUAUAAUGUGUUGUGGGUUUUUUUUUUUGUAAGUGAUGUUAUAUUUUAUUAAAUAUUAACUUUUUACAAUCUAGAACACAAAAAUUCUGUUAUUCUCUGUUAAUGCAUAAAAACAAAUUGCUUUUCUCAUUGUUAUGUACCUAAAAUGCUCAAGGAGGAAAACAGGAAUAAUAUAAAUUUUAGAGUUACCAAAUACACUAUAUAUUCCAGUAGUACUUGACCAGCUUAUCAAAAUUGUGCACACUAUUUAAACUAGCAUAUGACUUGGCUCUUAAUUAACGUGCUGAUGAUAAUCCGUGCCUCGGAUCCUCAAAGCUCUUGCGUCUGUGACUAACCACAGUGAUCAUUUCUUGUAUUUCUUAUACAUGUAUAUGUAUAUUACCAUUUUUUAAUAGAUUUUACUUUGGGAACUGAUUUGGUUACUAUCAGUUUGGUUUUUUUUUACUUUGUCACAUGUGACUAAAACUAUUUUAGUUUUGCAGAACUGUGAUAACUUCCUACGCUUUUCAUAAAGCCCCUCACAGGUAUGCUUCUGAUGAAUUUGCCCCUAGGAAGACAUGCUAUGAAGAAAAUGUUAGCAUCUUAGUUAAGUUCUUGGAGGCAACAUGACUGGACUUGCACUUGGAAACCUACUGACCAAGGAUUAAGCCUAAGAACUGUGUAAAUCAUUAAGCUGUGCUCUUUGCAUAUGGAGGUUGAAAAAAAAAUUCCUUUAGUCUGAAUCUUUCGUGCUGACUUUUUCUUACAUGAUGAUGUUGAGCCAACUCAAAUGUAGGCUAUAGCAAGUAGUUUUAUAAUACACAUUUUACAAUUAAGUUUUAAUUUUGUUUAAUGUUUUGAUGGUAAUAAGCAGUGGUUUUCACAUAGUUUUCUUGAUACAGAUUUUUCUAAUGUGUAUAGUGAAGGCCACUGUGCAAAGCUUACAACUUAAGUGCUUAUGCAUCUGUUCAGACUUCAAUGUAAAAGACCACUGCACAAGCUUUGCACUCUGCUCUGCUCUGCUUUGCAGAUCAUUUGACAUACCAUAGAAAACACUUAAAUGUCUGUUAAAAAGGAGUGCUCCAUGGGUAAUGUUUGUCACUUUAAAAAUAAAGUACAUUUUGAAAGAAUUAGUUUAAAAGUAAUAAGGUUAACAAAAUAGUCCCACUUUUAAGUGAUCCAUUUUAAAAUUUGUAAAUGAAUAAAUUUUUUGUUGUUAAAAUGUA